AUGGGAGGAUUUUACAUGCAGUACCUUGAGAGUCUUUGCCGGCGCCGAGGAUGGAGGGAUCCUUCGUACGAGUGCUACCGUGAUCCCAGUGGCUACACGUGCCUCGUUCUUGUCAACGGCCGUGAGUACCAGACGGACCUCGCCUACGAAUCGGAUUCGUUGGCGCAAGAAAACGCGGCCAUGCGUGCCUUCAUGGUGUGUCGUAACUUCUCCGUCAACGGCGGCAUGCUUGCCCGCAACGGAAUCGUCCAGGGGCUGCCCGCCACCGAGACCAGCGGCACCGCCCGCCGGUCCAAGAAGAGCAGUCGCCACACGUCUUCGAGUCACGGCUCCAGGGACAGCCACCGCCGAUCUGGGCACCACUCCAGCAGUUCUUCCACGGCUUCGUUCGACUGA
Molecule: messenger RNA, 396 nt
Organism: Colletotrichum chrysophilum
Lineage: Eukaryota; Fungi; Ascomycota; Sordariomycetes; Glomerellales; Glomerellaceae
Exons: 2
Coding region: 1-396 (131 amino acids)
Source: RefSeq, a predicted model, not a curated record